GGCAGCGGCGGCGGCGGAGGCGCCUCUGCAGCUCCGGCUCCUCCUGGCCUCCCGGGAACUACAAGUCCCAGGGGGCCUGGCGGCGGGCGGCGGGCGGAAGAGGCGGGGUCGGCGCCGCGGGGCCGGAAGUGGCCGUGGAGGCGGAAGUGGCGCGGCCGCGGAGGGGCCUGGAGCACGGCGGCGGGACCCGGAGCGGGAGCAGCGGCGGCGGCGGCUGGGGGCGGCGGCAGCGGCGCGCUGGAGGCGGCCAUGGCAAAGCAGUACGACUCGGUGGAGUGCCCGUUUUGUGAUGAGGUGUCCAAAUAUGAGAAGCUCGCUAAGAUCGGCCAAGGCACCUUCGGGGAGGUGUUUAAGGCAAAGCACCGUAAGACCGGCAAAAAGGUGGCUCUGAAGAAAGUGCUGAUGGAGAACGAGAAGGAGGGGUUCCCCAUUACAGCCUUGCGGGAAAUCAAGAUUCUCCAACUUCUAAAACACGAGAAUGUGGUCAACUUGAUUGAGAUCUGUCGAACCAAAGCUUCCCCCUAUAACCGCUGCAAAGGCAGUAUAUACCUAGUGUUUGACUUCUGCGAGCAUGACCUUGCUGGGCUGCUGAGCAAUGUCUUAGUCAAGUUCACACUGUCUGAGAUCAAGAAGGUCAUGCAGAUGUUGCUCAAUGGCCUCUACUACAUCCACAGAAAUAAGAUCUUGCACAGGGACAUGAAGGCAGCUAAUGUGCUCAUCACUCGCGAUGGGGUUCUGAAGCUGGCAGACUUUGGGCUGGCCCGGGCCUUCAGCCUGGCCAAGAACAGCCAGCCCAACCGCUAUACCAACCGUGUGGUGACACUCUGGUACCGGCCCCCGGAGCUGUUGCUCGGGGAGCGGGACUACGGCCCCCCCAUUGACCUGUGGGGUGCUGGGUGCAUCAUGGCGGAGAUGUGGACCCGCAGCCCUAUCAUGCAGGGCAACACCGAGCAGCACCAGCUUGCCCUCAUCAGCCAGCUCUGUGGCUCCAUCACCCCUGAGGUAUGGCCCAAUGUGGACAAGUACGAGCUAUUUGAGAAGCUGGACCUGGUCAAGGGCCAGAAACGGAAGGUGAAGGACAGGCUGAAGGCCUAUGUGCGAGACCCCUACGCGCUGGAUCUCAUCGAUAAGUUGCUGGUGCUGGAUCCCGCACAGCGCAUCGACAGUGACGACGCCCUCAACCACGAUUUCUUCUGGUCAGACCCGAUGCCCUCGGAUCUCAAGGGCAUGCUGUCCACCCACCUGACGUCCAUGUUCGAGUAUCUGGCGCCACCGCGCCGGAAGGGCAGCCAGAUCACCCAGCAGUCCACCAAUCAGAGCCGCAAUCCCGCCACCACCAAUCAGACGGAGUUCGAGCGUGUCUUCUGAGGGCCAGCUGCCCGUGCUUUUCGUUAGGGCAGUUUUAUUCUGCUUUGUGACUUGGACUGUGGAGAUGAUGGGGCAUUUGAGUUUUCUCUAGUGCUUAUUUCAUUUCAUCCCCACCCUGGGCACUGGGAACACCAGCUGAGCGGACUGGAGGAAAGCUUUGGCUGAAAGGCCGGGAGGGCACUGGGGUGCCUCGCCUUGUUUCCUGGCUUUCCAUUUACCUUCAGACAGGAAUGGGGUGGGAGGAGAGGCACAUCCCAGCAGUGACUUUCUAAGAGUUUCCAGCAUGAUAGGAAGGGACAGGUCCCUCGCCUAUUGCCAGCCCUCCUCUCAGGAUGAGAAACGUGUGGGGGACAGAACUGGCCCCAGGAGUGGGCUACUCUUGGCCCAACCCUCAGAAGCCCUGGGGCUGGCAAAAACUUGGUUUCUUCAAUAGAGAAUUUUAUCGUGUUUCUUUUGUUCAGUUUUGAGACAUUCCUGGACACCAUUUGGUCAGUUAUAAUUAAAGUUGACUUUUUUUUCAGUAA
Messenger RNA from Callorhinus ursinus (northern fur seal), 1892 nucleotides. RefSeq names its product cyclin dependent kinase 9 (gene CDK9). The record is from RefSeq and is a predicted model, not a curated record. Gene Ontology annotation, molecular function: RNA polymerase II CTD heptapeptide repeat kinase activity; ATP binding; cyclin-dependent protein serine/threonine kinase activity. Lineage: Eukaryota; Metazoa; Chordata; Mammalia; Carnivora; Otariidae. Gene Ontology annotation, cellular component: nucleus. Gene Ontology annotation, biological process: protein phosphorylation.